Molecule: messenger RNA, 1136 nt
Organism: Corticium candelabrum
Lineage: Eukaryota; Metazoa; Porifera; Homoscleromorpha; Homosclerophorida; Plakinidae
Product: thioredoxin-related transmembrane protein 2-like
Exons: 8
Coding region: 1-780 (259 amino acids)
Cellular component (GO): cytoplasm
Molecular function (GO): protein-disulfide reductase activity
Source: RefSeq, a predicted model, not a curated record
AUGGCGGUUGUCUCGUGUGAUGUUGUGAAUGUCCACUAUGUCGUUAACGGAUUGGCUGCCUGCUCUUACUUUCUUUUCAGACUUGUACCAAGUCUUUGUCUUAUAGUUUUCGCAGACCAGCGAUGUGAACUAGACUCGAGAGAAGUGGAGAUUUUCGUUUUUCUUUGUUGUGUUGUGGUGUUGAAGGCCAGACGAAUGAUGGGAGAUUGGCGUACCUACUUGGACGUCCUCAUCAUAUUUUCAAAGGCAGCCAACAUUUUCUUGUUCGGUAGAGCUUCUAUAAAAGCAGCCGCAUGGUACAGCAUAGUCUUAAUAGUUCUCUACUUGGCCUUUCCUGAGAAGCCACUCCCACCAAGCGAGAAAGUCAAGCAGCUCACUGAUUCUUCCUUGAAGGAAGUCUUAUCUACAAACUCACAUGAAACAUGGCUUGUCUUGUUUUAUGCUCCCUGGGCUCCUCCAUCUGUAAAGGCAACAAAUGUUUUCUCCAAACUGGCAGAUAAAUAUGUUACAGAAUCUUUUCAGUUUGGAAGAAUGGACAUCAGUCGGUAUCCUGCAGUAUCUGACAGAUACAGCAUAGAUAUGUCACACAGAACAAAGCAACUUCCAACAAUCAUUUUGUAUGAAAAUGGCAAAGAAACAGCACGACGACCAGCAUUUUUCAAGAAGCAAGUGGAGACAUUUCAAUUCACUGAAGAUAAUAUCAGAUAUGGGUUUGCACUCAAUGACGUUGUUGACAGAGCUAAAGUACGCUGGACACACGAGAAUCGAAAGAAUAAAUAGAAGAUUGGUAACCAGAAUAAAUGGUGAAUAGUAUGUACAAAUCAAGAGACUACUAACAGACAAUAGGUGAGUAAGUCCAUGUGCAGAUGACAUUAUUGUUUAUAUUCUUUACAUGUACAACAUCAACAUCAAAUCCAAUUUAGUGUACUUGUCUCACACUGCCGGAAUGCACCGAAUGUUAACUGCACAUGUGCACGUGCGUGCGUACACACACACACACACACACACACCGUCACAUGUAUGAUACACAAUCAAUCCAAACACAUACAUCUCAUCUGUUACUGUGUACAUGUUGUGCAACUUCCAUUUUAAGCGUCAUGCUGGAGCAAAAUUAAACUGUCCACAGCUGUCCAUGU